AGUGUGAAGAGGGCUAUCUUCAGGAUGGGCUUCGGAGAGGAGCUGUGGUGCCCGCAGGCCCACGCCUCCCUCAUGCGUCUGCAGGACUCGGAGCUGCGGCUCAUGGAGCUAAUCAAGAAGUGGAUGACCCAGAGGACCAAGAGCGACCGCGAGUUCUCUACCCAGCUGCACCAGAUGGCCGUCAUGGUGGAGAAACUGGAGGGCACCCAGCCUGGUGGCGGCCUGGACUACAUCAGCCAGCUAAAUAAGUCGUGGAACGUGCUAGUGAGCCAGACCGAGAAUCUGAGCCGCAUCAUGAAGAAGCGCUCAGAGGAUCUGUCAGUCGGACCACUCAGCAAGCUCACCCUGCUGAUCCGGGACAAGCAGCAGCUACGCAAGACCUACAGUGACCAGUGGACGCAGCUGAACCAGGACCUGUGCAAGGUGACUCAGACCGAGCCAGAGAAGUUAAGGGGCAGCUAUAAGCAAUUGGUCAGGGAAGCUGCUCAGGCCAAGAAAAGGUACCUGGAGGCCAGUAGAGAUCGUGAGCGUGACCGGGCGAGGGAGCGCUAUGUGAAGGCCACGCUGAAGCUGCACGAGCUGCAUAACGAGUACGUGUUGGCCGUCAAGGCCGCGCAGGUCCACCACCAGCAACACUACAACCUGAGCCAGCCGGGCCUCCUCGGGGCCCUGCAGAGACUGCAGGAGGAGAUGGUGCUCGUGCUUAAGGAGAUUCUGCAGGAAUACUUUGACCUGACCACUCUGCUCCAUGAGGAAGUGGUGUCAGUUCACAGGGAGAUGACCAACGCCCUGAACGCCAUCAACCCCCAGAGGGAGUACGACAGUUUCAUCCAGCAGAACAGGUCAGUAGCAGAGGUGCCAGUGUGGCUGGAGUUUGACUGCAGUGUUCUGGAGGAAGCAGAGAAACUUCAGGCUGAGGAGCUGGUGCUCAAUGACCUCACUGUAGAGGGUCUCCAGCACCGGCUGACUACGGUGGAGGACGAGCUGCUGAGUCUGUCGGCCACGCUGGGGAACCAGCAGGCUACUGUGACCCAGCUGGAGCUGGACCUGCAGUCGGAGGAGGAGGGCCUGGUACCCAGUGGGCACAGGAUAUAUCAGUUCAGUAAGCGUAAUGCUCUGGAGGACGGCCGACAGCUGGUGAUGGUCUCCAUGGUGACGCGGGCGCGGCUAGAGGCUCAGAGGCUGCUGCUCUCCGAGAAGCUGCAGAAGUUGGGCUCCCGGGAGCCGCCGCACUUCGACCUGGACGAUGACCGUCGCUCCAUCACCUCCUCCACCUCCAUCGGUGGGGAAAGGGAGUUCAAGCUGCCCAACAUAGAAUCUGUCAUGUCCCAUCUCAGUGCCCUCUUCAAGCCCAAGUACACGGUCCCCCCAGCGAUGUCCCCAGUGGCUGAGGUAGAGAAGCCGCUGCCUCAGCAGGGCUGGUACCAUGGAGCCAUCCCCCGCCUGGAGGUCCAGGAGCUGCUCAAGAAGGACGGAGACUUCCUGGUACGGGAAAGUCAGGGUAAACAAGAGUGUGUGCUGUCAGUACACUGGGAAGGACAGUGCCGGCAUUUCCUGAUCCAGAGCUGUGAUAACAUGUACCGGCUGGAUGGUGAGAGCUUCCGCAGCAUCCCCCUGUUGGUCAACCACCUCCAGAACUCUAAUCAGAACGUCACCAGGAAAUGCGAAAUCAGACUCAAAAGACCCAUACUCAAGGACAAAUGGGUUCUGGAGCAUGAUGAUGUCAUCUUGGGCCAGAGCAUUGGGCGGGGGAACUUUGGUGAGGUGUUUAGCGGUCGGUUGCGCUCUGAUAACACCCCGACGGCUGUUAAGUCUUGCAGAGAAAACCUGCCAACUGAGCAGAAGAAUAAGUUUCUUAUGGAGGCCAGGAUUCUGAAACAGUAUGACCACCCCAACAUUGUGAAGCUGAUCGGUGUGUGUACCCAGAAACAGCCCAUAUACAUCAUCAUGGAACUGGUGCAGGGAGGAGACUUCCUGUCUUUCCUGCGCUCUGAGGGCCACCACCUGAGGGACACCAUGCUCAUCAAGAUGGCCGAGAACGUGGCUGCAGGCAUGGAGUACCUGGCCAGCAAGAAGUGCAUCCACCGUGACCUUGCGGCGCGUAACUGCCUGGUGGGGGAGAAGAGCGUGGUGAAGAUCAGUGACUUCGGCAUGUCUCGUGAGGAAGAGGAUGGGGUGUACUCUGCCGCCGGAGGCAUGAAGCAGAUCCCGGUGAAGUGGACCGCGCCUGAAGCCCUUAACUAUGGGCGUUACACCUCCGAGAGCGACAUGUGGAGUUUCGGAGUGUUGCUAUGGGAGACCUUCAGCCGAGGCAUCUCCCCCUACACCAAUAUGUCCAAUCAGCAAACACGCGAUGAGGUGGAGAAAGGCUUCAGGCUGCCAGCGCCCAGUAAUUGCCCCCCUGAAAUAUUCACUCUGAUGUCACAGUGUUGGCAAUACGACCCCAGAAGACGGCCCUCUUUUACUAAAAUAAGGAUGGAAUUAAGUAACUUGUGCCAUUAACCUCCAUGGGUGUGUUCCAGCACACACACACACACACACUCACACACACACACACACACACACACACACAUACAUUCAUGUAUGUACACGUGUUGGCCUACAAAUACAGUACAUGUGUACACAUACCAAUGCACUUACACAGAUGCGCACAAAUGCAGUCUAUUGACUCGGGGAAACAAACACAUAGUCGCAGACAUGCCUAUUUGAGCAUUACCUCCUAUCUUCUUCGAGGAGAUUAGAAGAAUGAACGGAUGGGUCAUGGGACGAAGAAGGAGACGCCACCGAUCUAUAAUAAUGACCUCCCACAGAUGCAAAAAGGAUGACAACAAACAUCACUCCAUGCGACAGACAGAUGGGUUAAAAAGACAUCAACUGACUUCCCUUUUUGCUCCAUAAUUGCCUUCUUUUUAUUUCUUUUUUUAUUUCUUUUUAACUGCCAGGGGUGUUUUCACAACCUGGGACUCGUCCCUUGACUCACUCACGUAGUGCAAGCCCCAACCUCUCGUUUUCACCUGGACUUGGCAUGCUGCGCUGCCCCCGGGCUCCUGUGCCUGGUCCCCCACGACCUCUGCCAUGCGCCGUGCCUUGAUGAGUGUGCUAGAGUGUCUGUUCUCUCACUACUGUGUGUGUGUGUGUUUGCGUUGCCAUGAUGAGCCAGCGCCCAGUCACACUCACUGGGUUUCACUUAGACAGGUGCCAUGCAGGUGUGCAGACUCCAGACUCCUCAUACCUCUGCUGGAUACGGCUACAGGAGCGGAGGUCAUCUGGGGUCACCUGCGAAAAGGAUCGCAGUCUGAGCCCUGACAUUUAUUAAGCUAUCUUUUCACUCCUGUUUUAAGGCAUGGAUAUGUUUGAAAACAGAAAGUGGGGAUUUUGUUUCUUUUUUUAGCACUUGGGUUCAUCAAUUGCUUUCCAAACACAGUCCGUCAGUGUUCAGUGUCCUAACAGUAACUUCAGUAAGAUUUAAACUGAUACCAGUGCACAACCUGUAUUAAUAUGCACAUAUUUGCCGUAAUGUAGAUUUUGUUUGGGUUUUGGAAGUGCCAUAGCCUGGUGGAUAUUGUUAUUAGAUUUAAUGAUUAAAUUAUAAAAGAUGAAUUCCUUUUCAUGCAAAAUUGUAUAGGAGGUUCUAUAUUGUAUUUGUGUUUGAUGUGUGAUGUGCUUGAUAUGUGAGAUUUUGAAACAGUUAUUUUUAUUUGGAUAAGAUUUUGAUCAGGGCACAUACCUUUUUUUACUUAUCUGAGCUGGGUUGGAGCAUUCCUUUGUGGUUUGUCAUGUUUAGUGUGUGAAUGGUUAGCAUUACAUGUGUGUUUUCUGUGAACAGGAAUGUCGGUUUUUUUGUUUUGUUACUUCUUGUGGAACAUCGUUAUCACACCUGAUCAUCAGUUUCCCAGCAGCUUUUGUUUCUCUUUAAUUGCUUCUCAUGAAACAGACAUCUCAGUGUAGUUCAGGAAAAGAUCAUCCAAACAAUAGCACAUGUACAACUGUUUUGUUUUUUUAUAUUAUAUAUUUUUUUAUAUUGUAAUAUUAACUGAAGUAAAGAAAAUUAGUCUU
Clupea harengus (Atlantic herring) is the source of this 4056-nucleotide messenger RNA. RefSeq names its product FES proto-oncogene, tyrosine kinase (gene fes). Gene Ontology annotation, biological process: peptidyl-tyrosine phosphorylation. The record is from RefSeq and is a predicted model, not a curated record. NCBI's taxonomy places the organism in Eukaryota, Metazoa, Chordata, Actinopteri, Clupeiformes, Clupeidae. Gene Ontology annotation, molecular function: ATP binding; non-membrane spanning protein tyrosine kinase activity.